ACAGAUUUAGUUAAAUAUAAGUAUGAAGGUGGAUUUAAAUUAUGGGAAUGUUCGGAAGAUUUAGUUGAAUUUAUGACAAGUAAUUUGAAUUUUGUUGAAGAAAAUGUAAAGAAUAAGAAUAUAUUAGAAUUAGGAUGUGGUCAUUCUUUACCUUCUAUUCAUUGUUUAUUAUAUUGUAAUGCAAAUAUUUGUGCUUUUCAAGAUUAUAAUCAUGAUGUUAUUGAAAAUUUAACAAUACCUAAUAUUAUAGUAAAUUUGAAUGAUGAAAAACUUUUAGAUAAAACAAUGGAAAGAUGUGAAUUUUAUUCUGGUGAUUGGGGUUUCAUGUCUGAACAACAAUUGAACAAAUUUGAUUUAAUUUUAAUGAGUGAUACUAUUUAUCAUGUUGAUUCCUAUGAUAGAUUAUAUAGAGCUAUUAAAUCAUCUUUAAAGAAGGGUGGAAAAGUAUUGUGUGGAGCUAAAUCAUAUUAUUUUGGAUGUGGUGGAAGUACUAAACAAUUUAAGGAAUUUAUUCAACAAAAAGAAGGUUCCAAUGUAAAGAUUGAAACUGUUAAGGAUAUUAUGGAUGGAACUUCAAAUGUUCGUGAAAUUUUACUUUUUACU
Messenger RNA from Naegleria gruberi, 603 nucleotides. RefSeq lists its product as uncharacterized. The transcript has 3 exons. The record is from RefSeq and is a predicted model, not a curated record. The annotation marks the transcript as partial. Lineage: Eukaryota; Heterolobosea; Eutetramitea; Acrasida; Naegleriidae.